Rhododendron vialii is the source of this 1675-nucleotide messenger RNA. RefSeq lists its product as uncharacterized. The transcript has 9 exons. Bases 167 to 1114 code for a protein of 315 amino acids. NCBI's taxonomy places the organism in Eukaryota, Viridiplantae, Streptophyta, Magnoliopsida, Ericales, Ericaceae. The record is from RefSeq and is a predicted model, not a curated record.
AUUUUGGUGGGGUACAACUGUGAUAUUGAAACAUUUGAGGUUAAAAUUUGCAAAACUACGGAUAUAUGUACCUUCAAACCGUAAUAAUGUACUAACCCAUCAGAUCAAAGCUCCGGCAACGAUAAGCACAGAUAUUGCAGAGUGGCAAUUUUUAUACAAAAAGGCAAUGUGCUACUCCCAUACCUCCUCAAUGCUGUGGAAGCCAUUCGUCUCUUCUCCUCUACCUGUAUCAGCAACAAAGCUUAUAGUGUCUGCCUCCUGUACCAAAAUGAGUUUUUCUAGUGAGAGCAUGGCUAUCAAUAUGAUGUCUGUGAAAAAGAUUCCUAUUUCUGCAGCAGCAACAUCAUCAAACUAUAAUGUCACCAGUGAUAAUUUUGGGGAAGACACCAUUGAUUCCGCCAAAGGGUCGGGGACAAGUGCAAGAGGCCGGAGACUGCUUAAGGUUGAGGAGGAGAAGAGGAAACGUGAAUAUGAUCGUCUGCACACCUAUCCUGCUUGGGCCAAAGUGCUAGAAGAUGCCUGCAAAAAUGAUGAGGAGCUCCGUCAUGUUCUCGGUGAUAGCCUUGGGAACCCUGAACUCAUGAGGAAAAGGAUUCAAGAAAGGGUUCGAAAGAAGGGUCGAGAUUUUAACAAAUCCAAAACAGGAUCUGUCCUUGCUUUCAAAGUCAGCUUUAGAGACUUUAAUCCUCUUGGCUCCUACAUAUGGUUUGAAUUAAUUGGAUCACCAUCUGAUAGCAAUGUUGAACUUCUUGGCACUGUUAUUCAGUCAUGGUAUGUUAUGGGGCGACUGGGGGCCUACAAUUCUUCUAAUCUGCAGUUGACUAAUUCAUCAAUGGACUACAAUCCUCUCUAUGAUUCUGUCAAGGGUUCUAAAGUGAUGCCAUCAUCAUUUCAUGACAUUGGUGAUGUCGAGUUCCAGGACAACUGGGGCCGGGUUUGGGUAGACCUUGGUACAACGGAUUUCCUUGCAAUUGAUAUACUCCUCAACUGCCUGACUGUGCUGAGUUCAGAAUAUUUGGGAAUUCAACAAGUAGUUUUUGGCGGUCGCCGAAUUGGUGAUUGGGAAGAGGGAAUGACAAGUGCUGACUUUGGUUACAAGUCCUUUAAGAUCUGAAAUGGAACUGGAUAUCAAUACUUGUGUUUUUCGAACGCUGGACAUUCUGUGUUACGCAACCAUAACAACCAUGAUGGACGGAUAUGAACAGAACAUGGGGUAUCCAAGUGAUAAGUGGCAAAUUGGCAAAUACCCUAGUUGAAGAAACAGUUCAUGAACUAGAAGGCAAGGUAGAGAUGGCAGGAUUCGGUUGACGCGCGAAGAAGCAAAGGUAGAUGACCGAAACUUUUCAACAGCAAAUCGAUGAGUGUUUUGGAUGCAAAAGAUCAAAGCAUCAUUUUCUGGAGCGUCACAGGUGCCUACAUUUACCGACUUCAAAAUUACAGCAAAUUAAGCUGAGUUGAACUCUCUCGGAUUUAGUUGAACUCUUGCAAGCAAACAACAGUUUUGUGGUUCCUGAGAUAGGGCAUAUCCUGUAGUCACACAUGUCUUGCAAAUGCAAGAGACUUGAUCAAACCCGUUUCGCAACCCUGGCCUUCUGGUGUUUGUAAUAGUGAUGUCUUGAUCUUUAUUGUGAUUCUGAUCUAUGAAGUUCAAGAUUUAUGAAGCUUCUCUGAAAUA